UAAAGGCAAGGAACCAGCUACCAAAACCAGAAAAGCAUAUGUUGCAUGGAAUGACAACGAAGAAUCCUCUGCCUCUUCAGAAGAAGAAGAAGCAAAUUUAUGUCUUAUGGCAAACACAGACUCAGAAUCUGAAAAUGAGGUGUGCUUGACAUCCAAUAGGCAUUCUUGGUACCUGGAUAGUGGAUGCUCAAAGCACAUGACAGGAGACAAGUCAAAAUUCUUGUCUCUAACAUUAAAGGAUGGAGGAUUUGUCAAAUAUGGUGACAACAAUAAAGGAAAGAUUAUUGGGAUUGGUGAUAUAGGCAAUGAGUCAACUACAAUAAUAAAAAAUGUCUUGUAUGUAGAAGGACUAAAACACAAUCUGCUGAGUAUAAGCCAACUUUGUGAUAAAGGCUUCCAGCUUUGAACCAGAAUCCAAAGUGAGAGGUGUUAUCACAAAAAUAUUCAAGGAAAACUUUGGAGGGGCAUGGUCAUGUUGGAGUAGUGUGGAUGACGAAACAAUGUGUGCUUGGUUAAAGGACUUUAAGGCAAAAUACAAAUGGCUUGAGAAGGAUGAAGCAAAUAUUAAAAAAAGCUUUAACAGUAGGGGAUCUUUGGCCCUAAAAAAUGCUUUGUUCAAGGUGUGUAAUGGUGAAGAUAUGGGUGAUUGGAUUGGGGAAGAAAAUUUAGAACAAUUGAAAGCUCAAUGGCAAGCUGAGACAUGGCAAAAAAUUUCUAUGAUUAAUAAGAAAAAUAGGCAAUCUCAAGUUGGACACAAUGUGCAUAGUGGAGGAUCCAUAACUGCGAGAGAACAUGUCAAAAAAAUGAGGGUAGAAUUGAAUAGAGAACCAACCAAUUUUGAGGUUUACUAGCGACUUCAUAGGCCAAAAGGGAAACCAGGUGAGUGGUUUAAUGAAAAACAGGCAAAGAUAGCUGUAUGUAU
Messenger RNA from Cicer arietinum (chickpea), 922 nucleotides. The record is from RefSeq and is a predicted model, not a curated record. Lineage: Eukaryota; Viridiplantae; Streptophyta; Magnoliopsida; Fabales; Fabaceae.